Messenger RNA from Cynocephalus volans (Philippine flying lemur), 324 nucleotides. It is a transcript of the gene TMEM213, whose product is annotated as transmembrane protein 213. NCBI's taxonomy places the organism in Eukaryota, Metazoa, Chordata, Mammalia, Dermoptera, Cynocephalidae. Bases 1 to 324 code for a protein of 107 amino acids. The record is from RefSeq and is a predicted model, not a curated record. The transcript is spliced from 3 exons.
AUGCGGCGCCUGGCCUCUGCCACCCGGGCUGCCCUGGUCCUCAGCCUGCUCGCUGCCUCCUUCCACUCAGCCUGCCGGGCAGAAGCAAGCAACAGCAACAACUCAGCCUUGACUGCCCACCACCCAGACCUCGGGACCCUGGAACAGUGCCCCAAUGUGGACUUCUGCCCGCAGGCAGCCCGGUGCUGCCACGCUGGGGUGGACGAGUACGGCUGGGUGGCUGCGGCUGUGGGCUGGAGCCUGUGGUUUCUCACCCUCAUUCUGCUCUGCGUGAACAAGCUGAUGACACUGACACCAGAGGAGCCCAAGGACUUGCCGGCGUGA